Messenger RNA from Camarhynchus parvulus, 945 nucleotides. RefSeq names its product probable G-protein coupled receptor 141. The record is from RefSeq and is a predicted model, not a curated record. Lineage: Eukaryota; Metazoa; Chordata; Aves; Passeriformes; Thraupidae. The transcript has a single exon. Gene Ontology annotation, cellular component: membrane. The coding region runs from base 1 to 945 and encodes 314 amino acids. Gene Ontology annotation, molecular function: G protein-coupled receptor activity; oxysterol binding. Gene Ontology annotation, biological process: G protein-coupled receptor signaling pathway.
AUGUUCCAGGAAGAUUUCAGGAACAUGACUGAAGGAACCAGGAACAGCAGUGACUCCUCUUCCGCCUUCGUUCACACCAGCACCGUGAGUGCCAUACUGGUCACUGUCUACUUGGUUGCCUUGGCUGGAGGUGGAAUUGGGUCCAUCACAAUGUCCUUUGUGCUGCUCAAGAUGAACACUCUGUCUGUGACCACGACUGCCAUCAUUAACCUGGUGGUUGUGCACAGCCUCCUCCUCUUCACGGUGCCCUUCCGCCUGCACUACUACGUCAAAAAGAAGUGGGUCUUUGACAUGCCAUUUUGCAAGAUGGUGAGUGCCAUGGUGCACAUCCACAUGUACCUGACCUUCAUAUUCUAUGUGAUCACGCUGGUGAUCCGGUGGCUCGUCUUCUUUCAGUGGAAGGACAAGGUGGAGUUUUACAGGAAGCUGCACGCCAUUGGGGCGAGCGCUGCCGUGUGGCUCUUCGUCAUGGUCUUUGGGGUGCCACUCUUCUACUUCGAGUAUGGACGCUCAGGCUUGUACAAUAAUACAACAUGCUUCAAGUUCCACAAAGAGCUACAGCACGAGAGUGUGAAAGCCCUGAACUACACCCUAAUUGUAGCUGUUGCCCUCAUUUCUUGUGUCCUCUUGAGCUUGCAGAUUUUUAUCCUUGUAAAAGUGGCAAGAAAAUUUUCCACCUCCCUCUGUUCACACCAAGAAUUCUGGGCCCAGGUGAAAAACUUGAUUUUCAUCUGGAUCAUCAUAAUUUGGUUCCUUCCCUAUCACCUGUUCAGGGCCUACUACAUACAGUAUGUGAGUGAUUUUGACCAGUUAGAAAGCUACAACGAGGUUUUUUUGAGCCUGACUGCCCUGAGCUGUCUGGACCUGCUGUCAUUUGUGCUGAGUGGAAGCCGCUUCUUCAAGCAAAAUGUGGGGAUGCUCCACAGGAGGUUGUUUUGCUGCUAG